Alosa alosa (allis shad) is the source of this 1068-nucleotide messenger RNA. RefSeq names its product adhesion G protein-coupled receptor E1-like. NCBI's taxonomy places the organism in Eukaryota, Metazoa, Chordata, Actinopteri, Clupeiformes, Clupeidae. Gene Ontology annotation, cellular component: membrane. Gene Ontology annotation, biological process: cell surface receptor signaling pathway; adenylate cyclase-activating G protein-coupled receptor signaling pathway. The coding region runs from base 1 to 819 and encodes 272 amino acids. The record is from RefSeq and is a predicted model, not a curated record. The transcript has 6 exons. Gene Ontology annotation, molecular function: G protein-coupled receptor activity.
AUGACGGAUGCUAAAGUGGUCUGUAAAGAGCUGGGCUGUGGGGAGGCCAUUGAAGCACCAAAGGAUGCUCAUUUUGGAGAGGGAUCAGGGCAGAUCUGGCUGGAUGACAUGUUAUGCACUGGAAAUGAGUCGACUCUGAUGAGCUGUGGUCAUCCACGUCUGGGAACCCAUAACUGUGGACAUCACCAAGACGCUGGGGCUGUCUGUUCGGGUGUGCUGCACUUCCUCUACCUGUGUUGCUUUGUGUGGAUGUCCAUCGAGGCCCUGCUGCUCUUCUCCUCCGUCAGGAAGCUCAGACAGGUCAAGCCCAAUGACCGCGCGGGGCCACACUGGGGUUACAAGCUCCUGAUUGGCUACGGAGUUCCACUGGUCAUUGUGGCCGUGUCUGCUGGGGUGAUGCCUGAUGGAUAUGGAAGUCAGCAGUGCUGGCUCAAGACCGACUAUGGGUUUAUCUGGAGUUUCCUUGGUCCUGUUUGCCUCAUUCUUGCGGGCAACAUCAUACUCUUUAUCGCCAUCAUAGUCACUCUGCAGUCCACUCUAAAAGAGGCACACAGUGACGUGUCUAAGGUGAAAUACACCAGAGUCCUACUGUUCAAAAUCAUGGCCCAGUUUGUCAUCCUGGGUUGCCCAUGGAUCCUUGGCAUGUUUACAGCAAAGAGCAAAGUCCUUGAAUUUAUCUUCAUAAUUCUCACCUCACAACAAGGCACUUUCAUCUUUCUUGUUCACUGUCUCCUGAAUGAUGAGGUGCGGCGUCAGUACAAAAAAUGGUGGCAGGAAUUCAGUCCACCUGAGAAGCGUCUGUCUGCCACUGCUACCUAGUCGGCCUUAAAACGUCACAACAGGAACUCAUGAAGAAUGACCACCAAAGACUUAAGGGACCCCAAUGGAUUCAUUUGACAACAAAUUCAAUUCUGUGUGAUUCUCCAUGGGCUUUGUAAUCAACCAUGCAGUAUUCAGCAUAAGCCUCCCAUUUUGUGAUACAGAAACCAGCAAUAAGAUUCCUACGUUGCUUGCUUACACAGCAGCCUUAAAACAAAAUUCAUCAACCUAUACCAGCUCUGAAAGGCU